GACCGACCAUUCACACACUUGCUCUUUCAUUCAUGUCUCCCGCAGGUGGCCAUGGGCUCUGUGAGGCCAGGAUCCUCGCAAAAGGAGGAAGCCAAGAAGAGCUAUGCCAGUGAUUCCCUACCUUGUCCACAUGUUAGCAUCACCUGGGGAGUUUCACAAAAACACUGCUGCCAACCCUGUCCACCAGUGAUGGGGACAACUUGACUGGCUGGUUGCCACGGGAUCAAGUGAGAUUCAAUUCACCUGCAUAAGAAUCUCACCCAUGCUAGUGAAUUUCAAAAGGGAACAAAUCUCUGGCCCCAGGUAAAGGAAGGAAUGGAUCAUUCGCUUUCUUACCUGGAAGCUGAGAUUGUCACUGAGUGGCAAAAAUCUAGGAUGUUGUGUGGUGGGUGCCUGACCUGGUGAUGGCAGGACAGGUGUGGCCUCCAGUCCAGCUCAGGGGACCAUUAAUUGAGCAUCCACUAUGUUCUGGACAGAAACUUUCACAACACCACCUUUUCUUCCUCAAGACCAUUUUACAAAUGCAGAAACGGAGAGGAGACUGGGGCGCAGGGGAGCCCUCCCAGUCUCCCAAUGGCAGCUGGCCCCCAAGUCAGAAUGAGAGUAGUGCUGAGGCUGCCCUGGCUGCAAACCUCACCUUCUCCUCCUACUACCAGCACUCCUCACCGGUGGCCGCCAUGUUCAUCGUGGCCUACGUGCUCAUCUUCCUCCUCUGCAUGGUGGGUAAUGCCCUGGUCUGCUUCAUUGUGCUGAAGAACCGGCACAUGCGUACAGUCACCAACGUGUUCAUCCUCAACCUGGCUGUCAGCGACCUGCUGGUGGGCAUCUUCUGCAUGCCCACCACCCUCGUGGACAACCUCAUCACCGGGUGGCCCUUCGACAAUGCCACAUGCAAGAUGAGCGGCUUGGUGCAAGGCAUGUCCGUGUCAGCUUCCGUGUUCACGCUGGUGGCCAUCGCUGUAGAAAGGUUCCGCUGCAUUGUGCACCCUUUCCGAGAGAAGCUGACCCUGCGGAAGGCGCUGGUCACCAUCGCGGUCAUCUGGGCCCUGGCGCUGCUCAUCAUGUGUCCCUCGGCCGUCACGCUGACAGUCACGCGCGAGGAGCACCACUUCAUGGUGGACGCGCGCAACCGCUCCUACCCCCUCUACUCGUGCUGGGAGGCCUGGCCCGAGAAGGGCAUGCGCAAGGUCUACACCGCCGUGCUCUUCGCGCACAUCUACCUGGCGCCGCUGGCGCUCAUCGUGGUCAUGUACGCCCGCAUCGCGCGCAAGCUCUGCAAGGCCUCCGGGCCCUCGCGACCGUGUGACGCUCAGCUGACCAACGUGAGCUAG
Fukomys damarensis (Damara mole-rat) is the source of this 1331-nucleotide messenger RNA. RefSeq names its product neuropeptide FF receptor 1 (gene Npffr1). The record is from RefSeq and is a predicted model, not a curated record. Bases 405 to 1331 code for a protein of 308 amino acids. Gene Ontology annotation, molecular function: peptide binding; neuropeptide receptor activity. Gene Ontology annotation, biological process: G protein-coupled receptor signaling pathway. Gene Ontology annotation, cellular component: membrane. The transcript has 5 exons. Lineage: Eukaryota; Metazoa; Chordata; Mammalia; Rodentia; Bathyergidae.